AUGGCACAAUUAUCGUGUGGUGUUCAAUGCACCCGCUCACUCUUAUUAGUCUUGAACGUUGGAUUCAUCCUCGUUGGCUUCUCUGUCAUGGGUGUCGGGAUCUACUUGAAAGUUGGUAACAAUUUUCGUGCUAUUUCAGAGAUCUCCGCUGUCUCUCAAGCAUUGGACGGAGAAGCAAUGCAGUGGGUUUCAAUCGGCAUGAUUGUUCUCGGCGUCUUUACUGCACUUCUGGCCAUUUUUGGAUGUUUGGGUGCGAUGUCGAAAAAUCGAUGCUUUCUGUACGUAUAUGCAAUCUGCUUAACGUUGAUUAUACUCGUCGAAUUUGCUGCGGUUAUCGCAACGUUGAUCUAUCGUAAUGAUUUGUACAAAUCCUUUGACUCUGGUUUUAUGGAAGUCUUUCAACACGCAUAUUCAAAAAAUCAAACUGAAGUGCAAAAGGCAAUUGAAAGUUUGGAAGAAAAUUUCAAGUGCUGCGGUGUUAAUGGUCCUUCUGAUUACAGCAAAUUCGGUUUCAAAAUGCCUCGAUCAUGUUACCGGAAUAAAGACGAUUUUCCGAUACCAUACAGUGAUGGGUGUGCCUUAGCAGUAGCCGUGUGGAUUUGGAAUGAAUUACCAAUCAUAGCUAGUGUUUUGGGCGUUAUUCUAUUUAUCGAAAUCUUUGGUGUCAUAUCGGCACUGGUACUUGGUGUGGCCGUCUCUCACUCAUCCAGUCCUAUAUAUUAUGCUAAGUUUUAA
Molecule: messenger RNA, 735 nt
Organism: Adineta ricciae
Lineage: Eukaryota; Metazoa; Rotifera; Eurotatoria; Adinetida; Adinetidae
Source: the annotation of a GenBank genome assembly